Saccoglossus kowalevskii is the source of this 1409-nucleotide messenger RNA. Its product is annotated as brain-specific angiogenesis inhibitor 1-like. The record is from RefSeq and is a predicted model, not a curated record. NCBI's taxonomy places the organism in Eukaryota, Metazoa, Hemichordata, Enteropneusta, Harrimaniidae.
GCGUGAACCCGACAUUUUGUGCACCGGUCUAAAGUGAAUUUACAAGCUAAAUAAUGACAAAAUACAAGGCAAAUGAACAGGAAUUAUACAACAUAUCUACAUCAUCUAUCGCUACAGUCGAACAAGAUGUCCCAGAAUAUCAAACUAUUACUUUAGCUACCAUAAAAGACGACGAUUACCAAACUCUUGACUUUGCUACCCGAGCGAACGAGCACACAACGAAAUAUAAACUGUCUGCAUGUUGUAAAGUUGUACUGGUCGCAAUGUUCAUCGUAGUAGUUUUAGCUGCCGUGGGUGUUACAGUUGUGUUUCUGAAGGCCAAUGGUGAAGCACCAUCUGACGAUUGGGAGCCAUGGACGGGAUGGUCACAAUGUACCAAGAGUUGUGGCGGAGGUAAUAAAACUAGAUCACGAGUCUGCGUGAACACUUGUGAUGAACAGUACCGGAAUGAGACAACACACUGUAAUACGAAUUGUUGCCCACUUGCAGAAUGGAACCACUGGGGUCCAUGGUCUUUAUGUAACUCUACGUGCGGCCAUCUCUCUAUCAAACACAGACGUCGUACUUGUGGAUCAUUUUGUGAUGGUAUUUGUACUGGUGAAGACAAUGAAGUUAUUAGUUGUCUCAAGGAACCAGUUUGCCCUUCAGAAGUGUGGUCAGCAUGGGAUAGCUGGUCAUCUUGCUCAGUCACAUGUGGUGGUGGAAUAAAAACAAGAGAGCGAACUUGCAGUUCGUGUCCUGAUGUAACAGUGGAAGAUUCGCCUGUAGAUUGUAACACUCAUUGUUGUCCAUCGGCAGGUUGGAACGACUGGGGAUCAUGGUCAGCAUGUAGUGUAUCUUGUCCUGGUGAUGGAGUUCAGCAACGACAACGUACCUGUGAUAGUGUAUGUGGUGGAGAAUGUUCAGAAUCUUCUACAGAUGUACAGAUAUGCUCAGGUCCUAGUGUAUGUCCAGAUUGGAACGACUGGGAAUCAUGGUCAGCGUGUAGUGUAUCCUGUCCUGGUGAUGGAGUUCAGCAACGACAACGUACCUGUGAUAGUGUAUGUGGUGGUGAAUGUUCAGGAUCUUCUACAUAUGUACAGAUAUGCUCAGGUCCUAGUAUUGGAACGACUGGGGAUCAUGGUCGGAAUGCAGUGUAUCUUGUCCUGGUGAUGGAGUUCAGCAACGACAACGUUCCUGUGAUAGUGUAUGUGGUGGUGAAUGUUCAGGAUCUGUCACUGAAACACGGACAUGCUCAGGACCAAUUUCAUGUCCAGGUUGGCUCGCAUGGGGCUCAUGGUCAUCUUGUUCAAGAACUUGUGGAGCCGGUACCAAGACUAGAACCCGUGUAUGUGCUGAAUGCCCAGAAGAACAGACAGAGCCAACAUAUUGUUAUGUUCGUAAAUGUUGUAUACCUGGAAAUGAAAUAA